AUGCGUGCACAUACUUUCGACAAACACCGCGGCGACCUAGAGAGCUGCAUUAUCACAUCCCGAUGUCAUGAUGGUACGCUUAGAAAUUGGAUCCUACUUGCGACUCGUGUGAAACACACUAAAAGUCUCACACUAAACAACAUUCAUGGUCGUAAGAGACGUUUCCGAGGAACUCGUAUGCUCCACGUGUCCUCACAAAUAUUCUCCCAUCAUAGCCUCACUUCACUGUCACUUAGUGGAUACAGUCUACUAAGUAAACGUCCCUUCAAUAAUUGUGGGAAUCUCAAGACACUCAAGCUUUUAAACGUGGUCUUCGUUCGAGUUUGUACCCUUAGCAGCGUUUUGGCAGCUUGUUCUUCCCUCGAGGUGAUUGUGUUGCAAAUCGGUUUCUUAACCGGGAUUGAUGUGUUGAAGAUCGAGAACAAAAAUUUGAAGUUCUUGCAAAUGACUUUCCCUUGCUAUGUUGAGAGGAUCGAAGUGAAUGCACCCUGUCUAGAUGUUCUAGACAUAAGGGAAAUCAAAUGUGAGAACAAGAAUAACUUCAUCAUCACUGCUCCUAUCAACCAGUUUAACAGAAACCGUUGGGUUUCUAGGUGUGUUUAUCGUCCUCACAUCAGCUAUGAUGUAUCAGAACUUGCUCAGGAGACAAAAAACAUAUGGCAUGAGCUCCUGAUGAGUGACUUUCAUGGUAUGACGACAAGGCAUGGAACUUUAUCGGUGAGUGUAGACAUAACUAAUCCUAAAGAAGUGGAGAUAUUGAAGGAACUUUUGCUUAUGUGGACUACUUACACAAUGAUAGAGCUUGAGAUCUUGUUCAAGACCAAUAAUGCUUCUAGAGAAGAAGAAGGUGAAUGUUAUAGUGACGGCAUAGCACAUGAGAAGUUGUGGGAGGAUGCAACACCGUUCCCUAACGCUGGUUUUCGCGUUAAUAGUGUGUGGAUGUAUAACUUCAAUGGUUCGAGUAAGGAAGGAUUUGCGUUUGCUUCACGUUUCGUGAUGCAAAAGACAGUGAUGAUGAAGAUGAUGAUCCAGACCUCGUCGUAUCCACCGACGAAGAAGUCAGAGGUAGAAGCAGCUGUGGCAAAACUAAUGGAACUUCCUAAAGGUAACGAAGAUCUUAGUAUUGAGUGCUUUUGAUGAAAGUUUGGUUCCAAUCUAUCCAUUGCUAGUAUAAACUAUGAUACUAGUCUUUUCUCUGUUAAUGUAAGGAUAAUAUGGUUUUGGAUUUUCGAUUACUGUUUUGGGAAUUUACAUGACA
Messenger RNA from Raphanus sativus (radish), 1258 nucleotides. RefSeq names its product F-box protein At3g60790-like. The coding region runs from base 1 to 1137 and encodes 378 amino acids. NCBI's taxonomy places the organism in Eukaryota, Viridiplantae, Streptophyta, Magnoliopsida, Brassicales, Brassicaceae. The transcript has 4 exons. The record is from RefSeq and is a predicted model, not a curated record.